GAAUUGUCCUCUCCCAACAGAUCAGAUCCCUCUAGAAAAGAAACGACCUCCACCAACGCCCUCGUUGCCAGGAGAGAAAGAACGAGAGGAAGUGGGUGGGGGGCUCCAUGGUUAGGGUUGCUUAACAGAUCGAUGGGGGAGCCAGGAGUCCACCAAGAACACACACGACUCGAACAGGGCACGGCGGGAGACACAGUAUACCUAAUGAACCCGGCUUCUCUGCGGUCGCGCCAGUAUAAAUAUACGCGUAUAUUACGCGUCUCUCUGGUACGUAGGAAAUACGCGAGAAUAUAAUAACGGCAUUGGAUUUACGUGUCAAUUUGCAAAGUCUGCUGGAGUUUUUCGUGAUAACCUAUGCAGCGACUAAUCCGCUUGUAACUGUGUCCGAGAGAGGGCGAAUCCGGUCAGCCCACGGAGUAGAGAGCGAUGGAGCCGGAGAAAAUGAGGAGAGCUCCGAAAGCCGUGGUGGUGGGAGGGAGCAUAGCGGGACUAUCGUGUGCCCACGCCCUGAUCUCCGCCGGGUGGCAAGUGACGGUGAUCGAGAAGUCGGGAGCAGCGCCGUCCGGAAGCCCCACGGGGGCGGGCCUCGGUCUCGAUCCCCAGUCCCUGGAAAUCGUCGGCCGUUGGAUCUCCAACCCGGACCUCCUCCGCGACAUUACCUUACCCCUCACCAUUGACCUGAACCAAGCAAUCGACAGUGCGAAGAAGAUGAGUUGGACACUAGCAAGAGAUGAGAGCUGUAAUUUCAGAGCGGCCCAUUGGGCAGAUCUGCAUUCGGUCAUAUACAAGGCAUUGCCACCUGGAAUAGUUCUCUGGGGUCACCAAUUCCUCUCCUUCCAAAUUUCCAAUGACAAGUCUUCUGUUCUAACCAAAUCCAGAAUCCUCCAAACCGACGAGAUCGUGGAAAUUGUAGGGGACUUGCUCGUUGCAGCUGAUGGGUGCUUGUCCACAAUCCGUCAGCAUUUCCUUCCUAAUUUUAAUUUGAGGUAUUCAGGCUAUAUUGGAUGGAGAGGGGUACUAGAUUUUUCAGGAGAAGAGAAUUCAGAUACCAUGGUCGGAAUUCGCAGGGCAUAUCCAGAACUAGGGCAUUGUCUAUACUUUGAUCUGGCCGAUAGAACACACUGUGGAUUCUAUGAGCUCAGGAACAGGAGGCUGAAUUGGAUUUGGUUUGUUAAUGUGCCGGAACCAGAAACUAAGGAAAAAUCAAUGACUUUGAAAGCUAGCAAUGACAUGGUUCAGAAGAUGUUUGAAGAAGCAGAGAGGAUCUGGGUUCCUGAACUGGCUAAGGUGAUAAAAGAAACCAAGCAGCCUUUCAUUAAUGUAAUAUAUGAUGCUGACCCACUACCACAACUCUUCUGGGACAAUGUGGUGUUGGUAGGGGAUGCAGCUCACCCAGUAGCUCCUAACGGUGCUAGAAGCACUAAUAUGUCAAUUCUAGAUGCCGAGACUUUAGGGCUCUGCCUCAAAAAGUGGGGUCUAGAGAACUUGGCUACAGCUCUGCAGGAAUUUCAGACGAUCCGGCAUCCAGUGAUCACAAAGCAAGUUCUACACUCACGGCUCGUAGGUCGUCUCAAACAAGGUUUGCCUCUCCAAGACAAUACAGCAUUCGAUCCAAAAACUGCAAGUCCAGAUGAGUGUAAAAGGCUUCAACAUAGAAAUAUGCCUUACUUUGAGCACGCUCCAACUUCUAUUUGAGUCUACUCUAUCAUCCGGAUCUGCACUGAAUGAUGCCAGAUGUAGCUAGAUGUAUAUGCAUGGUCUUCUCAUAUUAAAGUUAUUGUUAGAAAUAUUCUUCAUAAUGAUUGUAAAUUAUGGUCGACACACAUUACGUCCAUGAUGCAUGACUUCAGUUAAAGAGGGCUUGGUAGAUAGAGUGAGCAUGUUCCUUACAAUAACAUCAUCAUUAAGAAAAUGUCUUUGCAAAGCAUUUUUAACCAUUUAUCUGAGGAAAAUGCACACAUAA
Elaeis guineensis (African oil palm) is the source of this 1963-nucleotide messenger RNA. RefSeq lists its product as uncharacterized. The record is from RefSeq and is a predicted model, not a curated record. NCBI's taxonomy places the organism in Eukaryota, Viridiplantae, Streptophyta, Magnoliopsida, Arecales, Arecaceae. Gene Ontology annotation, molecular function: FAD binding.